Molecule: messenger RNA, 903 nt
Organism: Plasmodium malariae
Lineage: Eukaryota; Apicomplexa; Aconoidasida; Haemosporida; Plasmodiidae
Product: conserved Plasmodium protein, unknown function
Exons: 1
Coding region: 1-903 (300 amino acids)
Source: RefSeq, a predicted model, not a curated record
AUGAGAACGAUUCUGUUCAUCUCAAUUAUUUGUCUUGUUGCUAUUUGCAAUGGUCAUAGAAAUUUUCCAAAAAGAAACAAUUACUUACAGUACUUAAGAUCACAAACAUUCAUGCAGGAAAAAGCGAAAAAUAAAAAGUUAAACGAAAAUUAUUCUGAAGAUAUAAACGAAUUUGAUGAAUACGAAGCGGAUGAAUCUGAGUGGGUAAGAGAUGACGAGAAAAGAGGAAAAGGAAUACAAAGAAAGGGAUCUAUUUACAAUACUAGGGAGAACGACGAUGACAGGAAAGAUGAAAAUAAAUUAGUAUUUAAGAAUAUUGAAAAAGAAUUAAAUAGCAUAGAAGUGCUAAAUGAUGAACGAAAAGUGAAUCUUACAGGAGGAGGAAGAGAAUGCUCUGUUAAUGAAAAAGGUACUUUAGAUGUAUCAAUAAAUUCUAGUGAUAUUUUCAAUUUAAAUAAAUACAUGGUAGAAAUUACAUCAUCUUCUAUAUUAAUUAAAGAGUUAAAUAAUGAUAAAGUUGUAGUUAAAGAUUUACCAUUUAAGCAUAUUAAACUACCAAUAGAAACUAUUGAAGAAACUAGGGAAUGCUGGAAUAUAAAAUUAAUCAAGGAAAAAAUUCUUUUCUGUGAAAAAAAAAAAGAAGAUAGAGAUAGAUGGAUUACUAAUAUAUUAAAAGCCUUAUUUUGUUAUAAUUCAAAUAAUUUAACCAUUGAAGAAUGGAACAAAGACAUUAACACUAAAUUUGAUAUACCCAAAGAAUCAACAGUUGACAAAAGAAUACAGUCCUUAAAAAAAAAGAACAGCGGUGAUGAUAAUUCUCCAAAAUAUGUGAAACAAUCUAGCAACAAUAAUAUAGUAAUUUCGGAUAUAAAGAACGACAAACCGAAAAUUGAAUUUAACUAG